AUUAUCACAGUUGGUGCGCAAGUGUCCUGAUGGGAUCUCAGCAUGGUCCUUCAAAGAUAACUCGAAAUAGGUUGCGAAACUGAAACCACUUCAAAGUAUUUAUGUUUUAGAUUUGUUAUCUUUUUAAUUAGUUGGUCGAUUGCUUCUUUGUUGAAUCUACGGAGACAUUUAAAAUACAAGUGCGAAAAAUGUACGUAGUAAUUUCCACAUAAAAGCUUGGCGCUGGUGGAUAAUUUUCUGGUUAAAAAAAUGUUUUUCAACACUUUAUAUUAUUUAUUUGUACUUGCUGUAAUAAACGCGGCACCAAUCGAAGUGGAUUACGAUUUUUCAGAAAAGGAUUAUAGUUUGAAUGAUGGUGUAGGUGAAUUAGGGAAUUAUUUCGAGGGCGAUAUGGUUUUGACACCAGUUCAGUACAGUGCCGUAGCCGAUGCUCAAGGAGGACGAAAUGGCCUGCGUGAUGUUACUAAAAGAUGGCCGGAACAAAUUGUGGUGUACCAUAUAAUAGACGAUGAUUUUGAUGAAGACGAAGUAGAAAUGAUUGAGGAUGGUCUGGCCGAUAUAGCUAAUAAAUCCUGUAUCACGUUUAGGAAACGAAAGGGCGACGAACAUGCUGUUAUCAUUCAGGGUUCAGCAAACGGCUGUUUCUCCGGUGUCGGCUAUAAUAAACCUGACGACAGUGAAGAAGCUAGCCAAGUUCUGAAUUUAGCAAAAGGAUGCUUCAAGCACGGCACGAUUGUCCACGAAAUGUUGCACACUCUUGGUUUCUACCACAUGCAAAGUGCAUACGAUAGAGACGAAUACGUUGAAAUUGUUUGGGAUAAUAUAAAGGAAGGUCUGGAGCAUAAUUUUGCAAAAUACAAUAACGAUACAGUGACAGACUUCGGUGUUCCAUACGACUAUGGAAGCGUUAUGCAUUAUCCAGAAGUCGCAUUUUCUAAAAAUGGAAAUAGGACGAUAAUUCCUUUAGAAUCAUUGUUGUUCAUUUUACAGGAGGGUGCCGUGAUUGGACAACGAAAAAGAAUGUCAGAAAGUGAUAUAAUUAAACUAAAUAAAAUGUACUGUGAAUGAUGACGAAAACGCG
This is a messenger RNA of Plodia interpunctella (Indianmeal moth), 1081 nucleotides long. Its product is annotated as zinc metalloproteinase nas-4-like. Gene Ontology annotation, molecular function: metalloendopeptidase activity; zinc ion binding. The coding region runs from base 250 to 1068 and encodes 272 amino acids. NCBI's taxonomy places the organism in Eukaryota, Metazoa, Arthropoda, Insecta, Lepidoptera, Pyralidae. The record is from RefSeq and is a predicted model, not a curated record. Gene Ontology annotation, biological process: proteolysis. The transcript has 6 exons.